Molecule: messenger RNA, 1089 nt
Organism: Fundulus heteroclitus (mummichog)
Lineage: Eukaryota; Metazoa; Chordata; Actinopteri; Cyprinodontiformes; Fundulidae
Product: G-protein coupled receptor 4-like
Exons: 4
Coding region: 1-885 (294 amino acids)
Biological process (GO): phospholipase C-activating G protein-coupled receptor signaling pathway; positive regulation of Rho protein signal transduction
Cellular component (GO): membrane
Molecular function (GO): G protein-coupled receptor activity
Source: RefSeq, a predicted model, not a curated record
AUGGAAGAGCAGAACCGCACCAACUUCAACAACACUGAUGACUUCUACAUCUUUGGCAACGGCAGUCAAUGUGAUACUGAACCAAUUUUACAUGUGGUGGAAUUAAUAAUUGUUUGCACCGGACUUCCUCUGAUGCUGGUGGCCAUCUGUGCAGUUUUUCUUCUGGUCCAAAAAGAUCACUCUGCUCCAGUCUACGUCAUAAACCUUCUCAUUUCUGAUCUCAUUCAGCUGUGCUGCCUUACUGCUUGGAAGGCAUGCGAGUUUCAUGACAUCAUCGACAACAGCUACACUUUUGCUGUAAUGGCCAGUGUUGGAUUCAUGGUGUGCAUCUCGAUGGAGAGGUAUUUGGUCAUUGUCAAGCCGUUGUGGUACAGAUUCAGAAGAAACAUCAAGACGUCUCUCAUGGUUUGUGCUGUUGUAUGGACAUUGGCACUUGUUUGUGUUUGCCCUCUUUAUUUUGACGUCCACCCUCGGGUUCAAGAAAUCAUCUGUGCUGUCUUCCUUCUCAUCCCCCUCCCCCUGUUCAUCUUCUUCCUUGUUGGGACCAUCAGAGCUCUGUCUGCUGCCCACAGUGUCCCUGCAGAGGAAAAACGAAGGAUAGUAGCAAUUCUUGUUGUGGUGCUGCUUAUUUACAUGCUGCUGUUUCUUCCUAACAUUUAUUGGUCCCUGGUUAAAGAAGCUAAACAUUACCAGAUUUUUACCAGCUUGGCUUGCAUUGGUCUUUAUUUAAGUCCUCUGGCUGACUUGACCAUGUACUUUUGCAUCAGGAAAAGUGCGAUUGACCAUCUUCUGAAGUUACUCUGCCAUUGUAAAAUGUCAGGCAACUGGGAAACAAGCAGCAUAGCUGUUGAAAAUAUGUCUGCAACAUGCUCUGAGGCAGUCUAAGAUUUGCUUGGACCUGUGCGACUCUCCAGAGAUGCAUGUUAAACCUGGACAGUAUUCCUCUGAACCCAAGCACACAUCAUGUUAUCUGCAAUUAUCUUGUUGUAAUGGGGAUACACCUUCAUUCUUCUGAUCCCUCUAAUCCAGACAGAGGAAAUUAAAUAACAAUUUCCAAUUUGUCCAAUCAGCAUUUUCUGUUUCUGAAUG